CGUGUGUCCUGUCUGGUAGAAAGGUGAGAAAGACAAUAAUAUCUGAGCUCAGUGUCUGAAAACAACACUAACGUGAACUUUUAACGUGGACCGGCUCUAGAAAGUAACGGGGACGCAUUUGAAUGGUUAAAUAAGACACAGUGGGGUCUUUACGCACAGUUGUUUAUUCCUACGCACGUUGUUUUUGUUUGUUUUUUUUAACUUUUUUUUGUGUUGACAGAAACUUUCUAAUGUUUUCUUCGAGUAUGGAGCUUGUCACGUGUGAAGACUGUGUUUUCCAUCAAUGAAAUGGGAUUUACCGGCACCAGGGAAGAAGUGUCGUGGGACUGUACGUGUGUUUCAGCCUCUUGAACCUGCACAGGAUACUUUUUUUAUCUUUUAUUAUUUAUUAUCCAUGAUGGAGACUGUUGGCAAGUUUGAGUUCAACAGGAAAGACCUGAUUGGCCACGGUGCCUUUGCAGUUGUGUUCAAAGGCAGACAUAAAGAGAAGCGUGACUGGGUGGUUGCUGUGAAAUGUAUCAACAAGAAAAACUUAGCCAAAUCUCAGUCUCUGCUUGGUAAAGAAAUCAAAAUAUUAAAGGAACUCAAACAUGAAAACAUUGUCAGACUACUUGACUAUCAGGAAAUGGGGGGAUGUGUCUAUCUCGUCAUGGAGUACUGCAAUGGAGGCGACCUGGCAGAGUACCUUCACUACUUGCCCAUUCUGUGUCGUCGCUGCCAAGGAGGAACAUCCAGCUAUUUGCAGCACAACACUCAGUCACACUUGGCAAGCUAAGGGCACGUUAAGUGAGGACACCAUCCGAGUGUUCCUGCAGCAGAUCGGUCAGGCCAUGAAGGUGUUGCAGAUCAAAGGGAUCCUCCACCGAGAUCUCAAACCCCAGAACAUCCUGCUCUGCCACCCGGAGAGGCGCCGGUCCAGCCCCAUCAACACCUGCAUUAAGAUUGCUGACUUUGGGUUCGCACGUCAUCUCCAGAUGAACACGAUGGCAGCCACGCUGUGUGGCUCUCCCAUGUACAUGGCUCCUGAGGUCAUCAUGUCCCAGAACUACGAUGCCAAGGCUGAUCUGUGGAGCAUCGGCACUAUCGUGUACCAGUGUCUGACUGGAAAGGCGCCGUUUCACGCCAGCACACCGCAGGAGCUGCGUCUGUUUUAUGAAAGCAACAGGACCCUCCUACCCAGCAUCCCAAAGGAGACUUCACCUAACCUGAGACACCUACUGUUGGGGAUGCUGCAGAGAAACCAUAAACAACGGAUCGGCUUUGAUGAAUUUUUCCGCCAUCCUUUCAUGGAGACGUGCUCACCCACAAAGAAAUGCUCUCCAGCUCCCGUGCCCUCCUACCCCAGUUCAGGCUCGGCCAGUUCCUCCGGCAGCUCCUCCACAUCCCAUCCGGCCUCCCCUCAACAUUCCGAUGGAGAGAUGCACCGACUUCAGCCCAAAGUGCAGUACUCCCCUCCACAGGACACCCCCGGCUUCCUGCUGAAAGAAAUAGCCAACCAGGACAGUAGGAACACCUCGUCUUACACAGAGGACUAUGUCAUGGUGCCUGCCCAGUUUCCAAGUGAUUGCACAUGUGAGCUUGAGGUUGGGUCGCUUAUUGACAGUUGCCUGAUAUACAGUGGGAGCCCACUGCUGGCUGAGAGAGGUCCCAGAAAUGCAGGAAAGACUCCUCCACCCUCUCCCCUGCUACACUCUCCCUCCAAGCCUGUGAGCAAGCCUGUUGAAAUCGCCGGCCGUAUCUGCAGCCCCUCGGUGCCCAUUCCUGUCCCCACUCAGAUCCAAAACUACCAGCGUAUGGAACAGAACCUGCAACCCGUCGGCCUGCAUGGCUCCACCAGGGUCACGCUCUGCGGUGCUGGCAGCAGCUCCCCACUAUGUGGAGGCAGCAGAGCUCCAAGUCUCAACUCCCCACGGCUGGCAACCGGAGGAGCCCGACCACAGCAGCCCUCCCCGCUAGUGGGAAUGACCCCGAAGACCACAGAGCAGACUCUCCCGCUCAGCACAAGAACUGGACUGCUCGCUGACAUGCAGGACACCUCCAGUCCCAAGCAGCUUCAAUCAAGAAUGCCAAACCGAAUCAGGACCGUCCUAGACCUGCAAUCCCUUGACCCAUCUCCUGCCUACCAGACCAACUUCAACAGGAAAUCAGACGAUAAAAAGGGCCCUUUUAAAAGAUCACUGAGCACAGGCAGGCUGUCCGACAUGCUGCUGAAGGCGGCCUUUGGAGCUCACCUUUUUGAAGAGGGCAGCGACGAGAGCCUCAACUGUGAGAAAGGCAUGGAUAUAACAGCUCCACCUACUGGUUGUCAUAGAGGCUUUCAGUACUCAGACAGUCCACCUCCUGCAGUCUUCACUAUGGGUUCUCUAUCCAGAGGAAACACUCCUCCUGAUCCCGCAGUCCCAAGGAUGUUCUCAGACUCCCCCAGCUACAUUAACUCAGCCUGGCUACUGAACAGCCGCCUUAACCAGGGAGGAAGCCGCAGAAACAGCGAGACUGAAGCCAUGGAUGCUACUCCGCACAUCAGCCUGGUCUUUCACCCUCCAGAGCUCCCGGAAGAUACGCUGAUGGAGCAGGCGCACACAGAUGCUCUGAGUGACCUGCGUUUCACCUUGGCUUUCGUCCACUGUGUCAUGGAGUUGGCUUCUUCUAAGGACCCGGGGCUGGAUGCCGUCAGCAGUCCUGAUGUUUCCUUUCUAGAGCAGAGCUUGGUGACGGAUCAGAUCAGCCUUCUGAGUCGAGAAUGGAGCUAUGCAGAGCAGUUAGUGUUGUACAUGAAGGCUGAGGAGUUCCUGUCAUCAGCACUACACACUGCUAAAGAGACUAUCAAACAAGGCCGACUCCUUCCCUCUGCUACAGUCAAACAAGUGAUCAGGAAGCUGAAUGAGUUGUACAAGAGUUGCGUAACAUACUGUCGCUCCCUCAACCUUCGCCUGCAGACCUUCUUGUUUGACAAGCAGAAGCUUAUGGACCGCUUCAAUGGACUCACAGCAGAGAAGCUCAUCUACACCCACACUGUGCACAUGGUGCAGUGUGCUGCUCUAGAUGAGAUGUUCCACUAUGGCACAGCUUCAGUCCAGCGCUACCAGAAAGCCCUUUUGCUGAUGGAGGGUCUGUCCCGAAUCAUCACGGAGCAGAAGGACAGCGACAGCAUAGAUAAAUGUAAGCAGUGUAUUGAGCGACGCCUUUCUGCUCUGCAGACUUAACAAGCAGCCAUGAACUCUUCAACUGCGGCCACAGCAACUGUAUUAUCUUGCUUCAUCCAUCUGCCCUCAAUGUAAAUCCUCCCAGACUGUCAAAUACACAUGCACGCUUUGAUCUGUCUUAAGGGAAAUGACCACUGGAGCAUCUGCUCUUAUCCCAUCAGCCAGUAAUCUUUACAUAAAUGCACAGAAAAGACUGGAAGUCCUGUUUUGGUUCUUGAAGACAGGUAGUGUCAUGAUUGUUUGAAUACUUUGAUCAGGUACAUUGUUCUCAGUAUUUGUUUUGUUUUGUUACCGACUGAUGUAUAUAUCAGUGUGUUGUUUUGCACAUAGAAUAAUCAGAUUAAAUAAUUACUGAUUUUGAAUGUGUUGUACUUGAAACAAAGAUUGUUUAGCUGUUUUCUGAAUUUGAAGUGUUGGUUUCAUGUGUACUGUUAGUUCACUCGCCAACAGGAGUCAGGAUAUUUUGGAUGAGAUGACCAAAUGUAUAGCAGAAAUAGUAAAACUGUGCCUGCUUUUUUACAUUUUUCAUCACAGCAGAGUAGUGGAUGUAAAGGUAGUGAAAUUAUGUUUUGAACUCAUACAGAAUAAUUGUCUUACAGUCACAUAGACUGGUGGAUGCAAGAUUGCAUCAUAGACUGCAAUAAGUAUAUUUUGGCAUUUGAAUGAGAUUUUAGUUGAACUGAUUCAACAUUGCCCUCUGUCAAGUGUUGAUGUAAUCAUUCAUAAGGUACUAAGUGACAUUAACUGCAUGCCACAUUACUUAUGUUUAUCUGCUGUUUGUUUGCGCGUAUGUGAGCACAUUAGUUUGUUUUUUUUCCCCAGCUGUUUGGAUUUAUGGAAAAAGAUUGUUAAUUUGUACGAAUUUUUACAUGAUUUUGCAAUAGUACACUAGUUUAUUACAAUUUCAUAUUCAAUAUUUUGUGAAAAUGUGUGUUUGUUAGAAUUUAUCAAAUUGCCUUUUCUACUUUUAUUGUAUGACUGCUGGUCAAAUUUGCCAAAAUGAAUUGUUACACACUGUGUGAUAAAAAUAAAUAAUAUUUAUUAUUAAAACUAUG
Messenger RNA from Sebastes umbrosus (honeycomb rockfish), 4258 nucleotides. RefSeq names its product unc-51 like autophagy activating kinase 1a (gene ulk1a). The coding region runs from base 591 to 3203 and encodes 870 amino acids. Lineage: Eukaryota; Metazoa; Chordata; Actinopteri; Perciformes; Sebastidae. The record is from RefSeq and is a predicted model, not a curated record. Gene Ontology annotation, biological process: protein autophosphorylation; autophagy; autophagosome organization. The transcript is spliced from 28 exons. Gene Ontology annotation, cellular component: cytoplasm; autophagosome. Gene Ontology annotation, molecular function: ATP binding; protein serine/threonine kinase activity.